Panicum virgatum (switchgrass) is the source of this 1128-nucleotide messenger RNA. RefSeq names its product plastidial pyruvate kinase 1, chloroplastic-like. Gene Ontology annotation, cellular component: chloroplast stroma; cytoplasm. Gene Ontology annotation, molecular function: pyruvate kinase activity; potassium ion binding; magnesium ion binding. The coding region runs from base 1 to 768 and encodes 255 amino acids. Lineage: Eukaryota; Viridiplantae; Streptophyta; Magnoliopsida; Poales; Poaceae. Gene Ontology annotation, biological process: glycolytic process. The record is from RefSeq and is a predicted model, not a curated record. The transcript has 4 exons.
AUGGAUGGCACCUUGCUUUCGAGCCCGCGCGCGUGCGCCCCGGCGUCCCGGCGGCGAGCGGCGGAGCGUCCUGUCCCGCGCCCCGACGAAGCGGGCUGCGCGGGUCUGUCCCGCACGAGGGCGGCCGGCUGUGGGACGGUGCAGUCUAAUGCUUUAUUGUAUAUGAUCAGUGAUAUAGCAGUCCUUGCGAAAAUCGAGAUCAUCCGAGCAUCAGAUGGUGCCAUGGUAGCCAGAGGGGAUAUGGGGAUGGGGGCACAGGUUCCCUUGGAGCAGGUCCCCUCAAUACAACAAAAGCAAUGGGGAGAUAUCCAGAGAAGGCUCUUAGUGUUCUUAGGAGUGUUAGCCUCAGGAUUGAGAAGUGGUGGCGGGAGGAGAAGCGCCAUGAGACACUGGAACUUCAAGGAGUUUCAUCUUCCUUCUCUGACAAGAUAUCAGAAGAAAUCUGCAAUUCAACAGCUAAAAUGGCUAACGGCUUGGGAGCAGAUGCCGUUUUUUGUUUUCACGAAGACUGGCCACAUGGCCUCCCUGCUCUCACGAUGCCGUCCUGAUUGUCCUGUUUUCGGCUUCACAACCUCAACGUCCGUCAGGAGACGGCUGAACCUCCAGUGGGCACUCAUCCCCUUCCGCCUCAGCUUCUCCAACGACAUGGAGAGCAACCUGAACCGCACCUUCUCCCUGCUCAAGGCCAGGGGCAUGAUCCAGUCAGGGGACCUGGUGAUUGCUCUCUCCGACAUGCUGCAGUCCAUCCAGGUGAUGAACGUACCCUGAGAAAGAGCCAUUCAUCUCCGUGUCAUGUGAUCCUCUAUGAGAUGAUCAGAUGCGAUGGAGCACGUACUUUCGGUACCUUGAACUUGAAGGACAGUUCCGUGCACUGAAAUUGUUCACUUGUCUCAUGUAUUAUAUGCUAGGCAACACCAGAGAACUGUGGCAAUAAUUUGCGGCUUUCUGCCUGUUGUGAAACUGUUGUGUUACUACUUAGGCUUUAGUCUGACCUUGGGGUCACUUUUUAAUGUGGAAGCUUGAGUCUCGCUGUGGGCCGUGAUGGGCUUAUCCAUCGCAUUGUGUUAGUUUAACUGAAUCUCACGCUCUUGCUGAUAGAAGAAUCACUAGUUGUGUUUCCAGCUACAA